UUGGGUUGUUCUCGAGUAAUGGAGAGUUAUGAGGAGUUCUCCAGCAGGACGCUACAGUCUUUGCUGUCCGCCUGCAGUUCCUAUCCUCCGCCGCAGAGGGCGCUGGUGUCCAACUCACAGCUGCGCUUCAGCGGCAGGACACUGCUGGAGCCUGUGCUGAGUGUGGAUCAGCGUGCGCAGAUGUUGAAUCACAGACACACAGCUGUGCAGAGAGACAGAAACAGACACAGAAGACACACAGACGCUCUUCUGCAGCGUGUGCAGGACGUCCUGAUCAACAUACAGCUGAAUAAUCCCCAGGAUGCUCCAGCCACUGCAGUGACGUCCUCCUCCUCCUCCUCGUCCUCCAUCUGCUCUGAUCUAAAGAGAGAGACCCUCCGUCUGCUGAACCAGCGCAUGGAGAAGCGCCUCUCUGAUGACUCUGCUGACUCCAGCCUGUCUCUCUCUCUCAGUGUGACGGGCUCGUACACAGAUGCCUACAUUACCCAGAUUCCCCGGGCCUCAGGUCAGCCGCAGCCCACCGGCACAGCGGAGACCCCGAGCACACCGCAUCAUCAUCUCCAGCCCCAUCAGCCAAUCGCAGCUCAGCCCAGAAUCAGCAUCACCACCGGCAGUCUCAGAGAUGGGUGACGGACAGCU
Molecule: messenger RNA, 639 nt
Organism: Danio aesculapii
Lineage: Eukaryota; Metazoa; Chordata; Actinopteri; Cypriniformes; Danionidae
Exons: 3
Coding region: 19-630 (203 amino acids)
Biological process (GO): regulation of cytokinesis; centriole replication; centrosome duplication
Cellular component (GO): centriole
Source: RefSeq, a predicted model, not a curated record